Messenger RNA from Colletotrichum gloeosporioides, 1521 nucleotides. RefSeq names its product Choline dehydrogenase. The transcript has 3 exons. Bases 1 to 1521 code for a protein of 506 amino acids. The record is from RefSeq and is a predicted model, not a curated record. NCBI's taxonomy places the organism in Eukaryota, Fungi, Ascomycota, Sordariomycetes, Glomerellales, Glomerellaceae. Gene Ontology annotation, molecular function: flavin adenine dinucleotide binding; oxidoreductase activity, acting on CH-OH group of donors.
AUGCUGUCCAGUGUUUGGGAUUAUAUCAUCGUCGGCGGUGGCCUCACCGGCUCGUACCCAACCGAACCAGUCGCAGCACUUAACAACCGCACUCUUGUCUUCAAUCAAGGCAAGGGCCUGGGCGGCGGCGCUGCUAUCAACUCUUGUGGGUACACACGCGGGCCCCGAGUAGACUAUGACGAGUGGGCUGGAAUCGUCGGCGAUGAGCGUUGGAGCUAUGAAAACCAGUUGCCUUACAUGAAAAAGGCCGAAGACUGGUUCAACACCAACAAUGCCGCCCAACACGGAAAUGAUGGGCCUCUUCACGUGGCUUCCGUCUCCUCAACUGGCCGUGCAUACCCUCUCCGUGAUGUUGUUGCCAGUGGCUGGGACGAACUUGGAGUUCCUGAGCUACCAGACCUAGACAGCAAUGCCGGCGACAACAUCGGGCGCGCUGAGCUUACCGAGACUCGUCGCGAUGGCAUUCGUCAGCUGACCCCUGUGGUCUAUCCUCUCGACGGUAUCGAGGUUCUCACCGAGACGCUUGUUGAGAAGAUUCUGCUUUCCAGUAGUGCGGACGACGGAGAGCUGCAAGCUACUGGCAUCCAGCUUGCCAAUGGCACCCAGAUUUUCGCCAACAACGUUAUAUCAGCCGCUGGUGCCUAUCGCUCUCCGCAACUCCUUAUGUUGUCUGGUAUUGGUGAAGCGGCAGCAUUAGAGAACCACAACAUCAGCGUGAGAUUGGAUCUCCCCGAGGUCGGGAGAAACCUGAUUGACCACAUGUCGUUCUACCAAUAUUGGAAGCUCAGAAGCCCGGAGAAUGGUUACGCACUCGGAUCCAGUAAUCCAAUUUUUAGCCAGCCCGAGUUCAGCGCGGGGUACCCUAUUGAUUGGGUGACAUCAACGGGGGUGGAUAAGACUGGUCUUGCUUCUGCCAUCGAGAAGGAUGAAGGAGUUACCCCAGACGCUGCAUCUCACUCUCUGCUCAGCGCCAACCGCACCUUCCUCGAGAACUUCGUCAUUUACCAGGCCUAUAGUGCCUCCAAUCCCUCUGUUCCGAUGGACGGUUCGCAUAUCUACACCAACAUUGUCUCCUUUCUGCCUACAUCUCGCGGAACCGUCAGUCUUGCAUCCGCUGAUCCUGCAGAUAGUCCCGUCAUCAACCUCAACUAUCUCGAUACGGAGGUCGAUCGUCAUGUCUACCGAGAGGGCAUCCGUCAGAUGACGAAGUUGAUGCUAGAUACUGCCUUCGGCAACGAGUACAUUGUUGGAGAAACUGCUCCUGACAACACCGAGCCAGUCUCGCUGGAAGACACUGACGAGUACCUUGACUCCCGUCUAGCCGCAAGCGGCGUCACUACAUGGCAUCCCCACGGAACUUGUGCGAUGGGCAGUGUUGUCGACUCUGAUUUCAAGGUUAAGGGCGUGAAGGGCCUGAGGGUUGUUGAUGCUUCUGUCUUACCCGUCCCCAUUGCGGCUCAUUUGAUGGCACCUUUGUACGCCAUGGCGGAGCAGGCUGCUUCUAUCAUUACUAGCAAUUAA